AUGUUCAGAGAUGCGUCGCCCAUACCAUAUAUCCUCCAGCCCGAGGAACGAAUCGAGAACCUCAAGGAUUUUCUGGAAACCGAUUUUGGCGAACUACAGCGAGUGAAUGUCGAAGCUCUCAUUCGCCUAUAUGAGAGUGGUGAGCUUGGACCACGCAAACAGACUGAUCCCCCGACCGUUCAGCCAAUCGUUCAGCAGACCACUCAACAGGGUAUUCAGAAAACCAUUGAGCAGGCCAUUCAACAAGCUGUUUCCCAGGCUGUUUUACAGCCCAAGCAGAGGUUAAAGACUCGGAUCUCUGAGUAG
Messenger RNA from Penicillium malachiteum, 306 nucleotides. RefSeq lists its product as uncharacterized. NCBI's taxonomy places the organism in Eukaryota, Fungi, Ascomycota, Eurotiomycetes, Eurotiales, Aspergillaceae. The coding region runs from base 1 to 306 and encodes 101 amino acids. The record is from RefSeq and is a predicted model, not a curated record. The transcript is spliced from 2 exons.